AUGGGAACUCGAUUGGACCUUCCCAGCUUACCAGACAGCAUUCUGUACCAGAUCUUCAGAGGCCGUUGCCUUCCGAUCUCCUCAGCCGGACUGGUCUGUCGGCGCUGGUACAGAGUCUCCCGAGAUGAUUUCCUGUGGAAGGAGCUUUUCUACCGACACUUCCGGGUGCAUCGCGACAUCCUCCGGAUCCACAAGCCAGGGGCGGAGUCCUGGUACGAGGAGUUCCAGCGGGUGUGUGACGCGGUGCCGCGGGUGGAGGCGCAGAGGUUACGGGAACACGGGGACCAAGUGCUGCACAUCAGCUUCUCCCACUCAGGGGACCUGUUUGCUUCCUGCUCCAAGGACUGUACCAUUAAGGUUUGGGCCAGCGCCCCGCCCAUCUCGGUCCGACACAGCGCCGACAUGAAGCCGCAUCACUGGAGCUACACCCAGUUCUCCCAGUUUAACUCCGACGACUCCCUCCUGCUGGUCUCCGGGGUGUUCGUGGGGCCGCACAACUCUUCCGCCGGGGAGAUCGCCGUCUUCAGUCUGGACAACUUCCUGCUGCUCUCGCGAGUAAGGAACAAACCGUAUGAUGUGUUUGGCUGCUGGCUCAGUAACAGUCACCUCAUCUCCGGCAACUUGCACCGUAUGGGGAGAGUCACGUCCUGCUCCGUCCUGUGGCUCAACAAUGCCUUCCAGGAUGUCGAGUCGGAGAACGUGAAUGUCGUGAAGAGACUUUUCAAGAUCCAGAACCUGAACGCCAGUACAAUCCGUAUGGUGAUGGUGGCCAAUUCUCCAGACCUUUUGGUGGAAGUCACUGACCAAUCAGAAGAGGGUACAAAGAGCCCGCCGCCCCCACAGGCAGAGGAGGAGGAGGGAGAUGCGGAAGAGGAAGACGCAGAGAGAGAGAUUGGGGAGGAGAAUGAGCGGCUGGAGGAGGAGCUUCAGAUAUUUUUGGCCAAUGGGGAGGAGGGGCUUCCCAGGCCAAUACUCUCUGAGAACCAGUUUGAGACUAAGGUUGCCCAGUUAUAUGCCCAAUACAGAACCAAGCGGCCCGAUGGGGGCCCCACAGCCACAGAGGGGGAUCCGGGCAAGAAAUACCUCAUCUUCACCACAGGGAGCCUCACCUACGCGCCCCACCAGAUAGGGAUUAAACAGCUGUUGCCCCAUCAGAUGACGACUGCGGGGCCGGUUCUGGGGGAGGAGCGGGGCCCAAACGAGUUCUUUGACGCUCUGGAUCACGUUAUUAAUAUUCACGGUCACAUCAUCGGCAUGGGGCUCUCCCCCGACCACAGGUACCUGUAUGUAAAUAGCCGCCCUUGGCCCCACGACUGCGUUGUCGCCGACCCCAUGGACCCCCCCCCCAUAGCCGAGGAGAUCGAACUGCGCCUGUUUGACCUGCGGAGCUUGAGGGAAGCGGCGACCCCCCUGCGAGCCCACCGGGCCUACACCCCCAAUAACGAGUGCUUCUUCAUCUUCCUUGACGUCAGCACCGACUUUGUGGCCAGCGGGGCGGAAGAUCACUGCGGCUACGUGUGGGACCGCCAUUACAGCGCCUGUCUGGCCAAGUUGCCCCACGACGACGUGGUGAACUCGGUGGCCUUUAGCCCAGCCAAUCAGGAGCUGCUGCUCAGCGCCAGCGAUGACUUUACCAUUAAGGUGUGGCGCUCCCGGCGCUCUCUCCGACACUACUGGACUUGAGAUUGGGCCACGCGGAUCCCAGCGCCCCCCCCCCUCGGGGUGGGUUACAGGGGUGCGGCCCGGGCCCCCCGGGGUGUGACGGGUGGGUUACAGGGGUGCGGCCCGGGCCCCCCGGGGUGUGACGGGUGGGUUACAGGGGUGUGGCCCGGGCCCCCCGGGGUGCAGGAGAUUUUAUUUCUACCGUGGGACUUGGAAUCUAUUUAUUUGUUUGCUCUUUUAUUUGGGGGGGGAACCGGUGUGUCAGGGGGGGCACCACUUUAUAUUUAUAUAUCGUGCCAACCAGCGCCACCGCUUUGCCCAGUAACCCAACCCGCUCUGAUUAAAGCAACUCACAGUCA
Molecule: messenger RNA, 2021 nt
Organism: Xenopus tropicalis (tropical clawed frog)
Lineage: Eukaryota; Metazoa; Chordata; Amphibia; Anura; Pipidae
Gene: fbxw5
Product: F-box and WD repeat domain containing 5
Exons: 10
Coding region: 1-1683 (560 amino acids)
Biological process (GO): protein ubiquitination
Cellular component (GO): Cul4-RING E3 ubiquitin ligase complex; SCF ubiquitin ligase complex
Source: RefSeq, a predicted model, not a curated record